Molecule: messenger RNA, 1021 nt
Organism: Nicrophorus vespilloides
Lineage: Eukaryota; Metazoa; Arthropoda; Insecta; Coleoptera; Silphidae
Product: glutamate receptor-interacting protein 2-like
Exons: 2
Biological process (GO): neurotransmitter receptor transport, endosome to postsynaptic membrane
Molecular function (GO): protein binding
Source: RefSeq, a predicted model, not a curated record
GUUUAAGUGUGUGUGUGUGUGUGUAUCGACGUCGCGACGUUAGGCGUCUAAGAAAAGUGAGUUAAAAAUAAAUACUUGUGGUUUUGCUAUGACUGCGGCCGAGAGUGAGUAGUCCGACAGAGUGUGCCUUCCUUCCCCGUAGUGCUCGUGCUUUUAAAUACUCUCAGUUCCACGUCUACUACACGCAUUGAAACAAUAAAAAAAAAACAACCGACAACAUCAAUAACAACAACAAACAACAAGGUUGGAAAGAAAAAGAAGAAAAACGUAACCAAGGAGAAGUGAAGAUGCAAUAAAGAUCCGAGCAGUCGUCGAACAAGAGGAAGGACCAAUCUGUGAUAUGUUGUUUGUUGUUGUUAUAGUUACAACGUGCGCGUGUUGUUCGGUGUCUUAAUUUAGACAAUCUCCGUUUUAUUUUUUUUUUGCUGGCAACGAGAAGAAUUUGUGCUGGUGCGACAAAUAGAGAAAUGUUGAUGAUUCGUUCUUCAUGAUCCGAAGGAAAGGGAAUAAAAGGGUCAACAGGUUCAUGGGAAUUCGUGAACGCCCUCUGUUCUUCAUCAUAAAAUUACGCGCGUGAUUACUAUUGUUUCUUUGACAAGUGGAUUCUUUGAUCGAAUUUGCAUCUUUUCUCGAUUGUUGUUAUUGAAGGAUUGACGAGACAAAGACAAUGCUGGAAUGUUUUCCUCUUUCUCGAAGCUGAGGCCGCGCACGAGGAGUCUGUCCUCGGACAUCCAUUGCGACGCUUUCGAGGACGGCUUCGGCCUCUGCAGGACGCCAAUCGGCUCACCGAAACAAAAACGCAACAAGAAACGUAAUUCCGAGUUGGAGCCAUGUCCGAGUAUUCAGUCGCUGCGAUCCGGUUCCGUGGCUUUGGGAAGCGACCAGCUGGCACCUGGCGAUCGCAUCCACAGCGUGAACGGGAUAAAUACCAGCAGAAUGAGGCCGGAGGAGGUCUCCACGCUGUUAGAUAACGUCGACGGGAAUGCUCUCCUGGAAAUCGAGUACUGCCUACCUAGUUAUG